AUGUCCACCACGCCACCAACAGAACAGCGCCCGCUCCUAAUCCUCGGCGCCGGCGUCAUCGGCCUGACCACCGCCGUGCGCCUCCUCGAAUCGCCCUCCUCGGCCGGGCGCAAGGUCCACAUCAUCGCCGACCAUCAUUCCACGGACGGGCUUGAUGCACGCUACGCCUCCAGUAUAGCUGGCGCGCACCACCUGAGUUUCGCAGAUGACGCGGAUAAGCGCCAGCGGCGGUGGGAUAUGCGCACGUUUCGGGUGCUGUAUGAGGAGUGGAGGAAGGAGGGGGAGGCGUGUGGGCUGAUGGGGCUUACGCAGACUGAGAUGUGGGUCGGGUCGAGUAAGCAUCUACAGAUCUAUGAGGAGCAUCCGGACUUCAAAGUCCUCGAGGCCCGCGACGCCCCAUGCAAAGUCGACCACAUGGUCUCCUUCACCUCCCUCACCGUAACUCCAUCCCUCUACCUUACCGGGCUAGAAGCGCGCGUCCGGUCCCUCGGGGGGAUAAUCCACCGCGCCCACGUCGGGAGCUUGCACGACCUGGCGACGCUCCCCUUCUUAUCCCUUUACUCGAUCCUACCCGCCGCCGUCUUCGUCUGCGUCGGCCUAGGCGCCAGCUCUCUCUUGGGCAUUGCAGACCAAAGCGUCUACCCAACACGGGGGCAGGUUGUGCGCGUGCGUGCUCCCUGGAUCCGAUCAGGCUAUACGCGGCAGGUGGGUUCGCUCGCGGGUGGCGAGGGAGGACAGCGGACCUACGUGAUCCCCCGGUGUACGGGGGACGUGAUCCUCGGCGGGACACGCGAGGAACGUGACUGGGACCCGUACCCCCGUCUCGAGACGGCUAAGGACAUCUUGUGCCGUGCGCUGGAUAUCUGUCCCGAAUUGGAACCGCCACAUGCGCGCGCGCCCGCGCUCGAGGCGGGCGAGAAGACCCUUGAGGCUGCUUGGGCUGCUGAGAUGGGCGAGAAGGAAGAGAAGGUCAAGGCUCUCGAGGAGGUGGUUGUUGAGCACUUGGUCGGAUUUAGGCCGAGCCGCGUGGGCGGGACACGCUUGGAGAGGGCCGAAGUUAGGCUCGCGGGGGAGAUCGUCGCCCUCAUCCACAAUUAUGGGCAUGGUGGAGCGGGGUGGCAGAGCUCGUGGGGCUGUGCCGAGGACGCGGUGGCUAUCUGGGAGGGAAAGAACUUGCCCAAGCUGUAG
Molecule: messenger RNA, 1188 nt
Organism: Cutaneotrichosporon cavernicola
Lineage: Eukaryota; Fungi; Basidiomycota; Tremellomycetes; Trichosporonales; Trichosporonaceae
Exons: 3
Coding region: 1-1188 (395 amino acids)
Biological process (GO): D-amino acid catabolic process
Cellular component (GO): cytoplasm
Molecular function (GO): D-amino-acid oxidase activity; FAD binding
Source: RefSeq, a predicted model, not a curated record